ACGUAGGUGUCGUUGUUUUGACAUAAGCCCAAGAUGGCGGUAUAUUUCAUUAGGGAUUCGUGAGAGAUAACUCUCCGAUCAAAAAUAUUUGUUGUAGAUUUAAUUGUCAGUGAAUUAUGGAGGCUAGUGCGAGUGCCGGUACUCGUACAACGCGGUUUAUGAUGGAGGGUGUCGGUGCCAGAGUUAUUCGUGGUCCCGAGUGGAAAUGGGGAAAACAGGAUGGUGGCGAGGGCCAUGUAGGAACUGUUCGCAACUUUGAAUCUCCCGAAGAGGUCGUCGUUGUCUGGGAUAAUGGAACAGCAGCUAAUUACCGCUGUUCUGGAGCUUUUGAUCUACGCAUCUUAGAUUCCGCGCCUACUGGGGUAAAGCACGAUGGCACGAUGUGCGAUACAUGCCGUCAACAGCCAAUUUUUGGUAUAAGAUGGAAGUGUGCAGAGUGUGGCAAUUAUGAUUUAUGCUCUAUUUGUUAUCAUGGAGACAAACAUCAUCUGAGACACAGGUUUUAUCGCAUUGCUACUCCUGGCAGUGAAAGGGUCCUCCUUGAGCCAAGACGAAAAAGCAAGAAAAUUGCAAUUCGUGGGAUAUUUCCUGGUGCCAGGGUUGUGAGGGGUGUUGAUUGGCAGUGGGAAGAUCAAGAUGGAGGUAAUGGGCGUAGAGGAAAGGUUGCAGAAAUGCAGGAUUGGUCAGCAGCAAGUCCUAGAUCAGCUGCCUAUGUUGUAUGGGACAACGGAGCGAAAAAUCUAUAUCGUGUUGGAUUUGAGGGAAUGGCUGAUUUAAAAGUCGUGAAUGAUGCCAAGGGACAAACCGUCUAUAGGGAUCAUCUUCCACUUCUUGGUGAACAGGCUCCUGGACGGACAGGACCUCAUGGACUACAGAUUGGAGAUCAGGUAAACGUCGAUCUAGAGUUGGAAAUAGUUCAAUCCUUGCAACAUGGCCAUGGUGGCUGGACAGAUGGAAUGUUUGAGUGCCUCGGUACGACUGGCACAGUUGUGGGAAUAGAUGAAGAUCACGAUAUUGUUGUCUCUUAUCCAAGUGGAAACAGGUGGACUUUUAACCCUGCGGUUUUAACCAAAGUACAAAUACCUGUCCCUGUGUCGAGUUCCAGUACAGAUAACCAGACCUUUGCAGUUGGCGAUUUAGUUCAGAUCUCUAAUGACUUAGAAAAAAUUAAGCUGCUACAAAGUGGGCAUGGAGAAUGGGCAGAAGCUAUGGUCCCGACUUUGGGUAAGGUUGGACGUGUUCAACAAAUAUAUCACGAUGGUGAUUUAAAGGUCGACGUUUGUAGUACUUCCUGGACUUAUAAUCCGCAAGCUGUUACCAAAGUAGCCAGCAGCGAUGGUUGUGUACCAGGAAAUACAAGCGGAGAACGUUUAUCAGCUCUCUUAAAAAAAUUAUUCGAAUCUCAUGUAUCUGGUGACGUUAACGAGGAGUUAGUAAAGACUGCAGCGAAUGGGGAUGCUGCUAAAUGUGAAGAUAGUUUGAAGCGACCAGAAGCAGACGUGAAUGGUGUUUUCGCCGGACACACCGCACUUCAGGCCGCUAGUCAAAACGGACAUCUUGAAGUAAUAAAAAUCCUUCUCCGGUACAAAGCCGACGUAGAGAUUGAGGACAAAGAUGGAGACAGAGCAGUUCACCACGCGGCAUUUGGUGAUGAGCCGGGAGUGAUGGCUUUGCUGGCUGGUGCUGGAGCAGAUCUCAAUGCCAGGAAUAAACGUCGACAAACUGCACUUCAUAUUGCUGUGAACAAGGGCCACGCAGGAGUUGUACGAACGUUAUUAGAACUAGGCUGCCAUCCGAGUCUCCAGGAUUCUGAGGGGGAUACACCACUUCACGACGCCAUAUCCAAGAAACGCGACGACAUGUUGGCUCUCCUGUUGGAUCACGCUGCCGACAUAACACUUACAAAUAACAACGGAUUCAACGCGCUUCAUCACGCGGCUCUUCGAGGAAAUCCUAGUGCGAUGCGAGUUUUGCUCUCAAAACUGCCACGACCGUGGAUAGUGGAUGAAAAAAAAGACGAUGGUUACACAGCCCUUCACCUGGCCGCUUUGAACAACCACGUGGAAGUUGCAGAACAAUUAGCUCAGGCUGGUAAAGCUGACCUGGAUCUGCAGAAUGUGAAUUUGCAGACCGCUUUACAUUUAGCAGUUGAAAGGCAACACACGCAAAUCGUUAGGCUCUUGGUACGCGAAGGUGCUAAUUUAAAUGUCGCUGAUAAAGACGGCGAUACCCCACUCCACGAGGCGCUUAGACAUCACACCUUAUCUCAGCUGAGACAACUACAGGAUGUUCAGGACGUUGGUCGACUUUUAAUGGGUCUCGGGGCCCAGGGUCAGGAUAAAAAGAGCAGCGCUUCUAUAGCAUGUUUUCUAGCUGCUCACGGGGCCGAUCUUACUUUGAAAAACAAAAAGGGACAAACACCUCUCGAUCUAUGCCCGGAUCCAAACCUUUGCAAAACGCUUACCAAAUGUCAUAAAGAUAAGGAAUCACACGACAUCGAAGCCACCGUACCAUCAGCAGCGAUCGACGAAUGUCUCGUUUGUUCGGAUGGCAAAAGAGAAACACUUUUCAAUCCCUGCGGUCAUGUGGCCUGUUGCAAUGUCUGUGCACCUAGAGUUAAAAAGUGUCUUAUAUGCCGGGAAAACGUUCUAGCGAGAGUUAAGAUCGAAGAAUGCGUCGUUUGCUCGGAUCGUAAGGCUGGAGUUUUGUUUCGUCCAUGCGGUCACAUGUGUGCUUGCGAAAGUUGUGCUUCUUUGAUGAAAAAAUGCGUACAAUGCAGGGCGCAAAUUCAGCACAUGGUACCGCUUUCCAUUUGCUGUGGAGGAGGAGGAACGAUAUCCGAAGUCAAAGCUGACCCGGAAGAGGAACCAGCUCCGCUAAUUUCCAAUAACGAAGGUGAAGCGGUUCUUAUGAACAACGGAAGUCGCGACACGUCGCACAGCGAUAUACAAAAAUUACAACAACAAUUACAGGACAUCAAAGAACAGACUAUGUGUCCGGUUUGUCUGGACCGUUUGAAAAAUAUGAUCUUCCUCUGCGGACACGGAACCUGCCAAAUGUGUGGAGACAGAAUGUCCGAGUGUCCAAUUUGCCGGAAGGCCGUCGACAAAAGAAUUUUGCUUUACUAGAAAUCAGCAAUCAAUGGACCCGUAUGAUCAGUAAUUGAAAAGUCUGUGGAAAAAAAGUAAACGCGUAGAAUUCAUCGAGUUUAUUAACUUUUUUUUCUUUUAUCGCAUAAACAGAAUAUAUUCAGCGAUGUUUUCCAUACAUAUAUAAAUAUACACAUUAUAUAUCUAUAGAUUAACAUAUUAUAGGUAGACAUUUGAUAAAAUUAAAAAUGGGGGAUCCGACUAAUGAUUCAUCAUUUCUUCCAUCUCGUUAAAAGGGUCUGCUUGAGUUCAUUCGGUUAUAUAAAUAUAUAUAUAUACACAAUAUUAUAUAUAUGUAUAUGAUUAUUAGAAACAAUAAUACGUAUAAUUAUCGCAGAUUAAUAGUCUGUGUGAUUAAAGGUUACAUUUAGGUAUUCAAUUGUUAUAUGUAUACAGUAUUUACUUAAGAAUUUAGACAGGCUGCAUUUUAUUUGUUAAAAUGCAUUUAUUUGAAAAAACUUUACACGUAGGGUCUUCCGAAUGUAAUACAUUUGUUUGCCUGUCCACGUAUAAUAUGCGUAUUACUACGAUUUUUGUUAUAAAAUGCAUUGUUACGGAAGGCUUGAUUGUAUGUCAAUGAGCCCGCGGGUGAUAUUGUGAAAAUUUUUCUGAACGUAAUUCAUUGAUGUAUUUACUUAUACUGAAUAAUCUUUACACAUGUUAUUAUUCGCUGCAUUGCAAUUCGAAUUAUAAAACUACCAAAAGUAGCUAAGAAUUUGAUUUAUCGAUUAAUGGUGAUGGCAUAGAUAUAUUGAACAUCAUGCUUUUGAAUCUAAUAUCAUAUUUUGCGGAAAGAAAACUUUCCCGCGUCUUCGAAAAUACUAUAUAAAUAAUGGGUUCGAAAAUGCUCAACAGCCAAUACUAGAAAAUUGAUAAAUGAAUUGUAAUUAUAGUGUAUUGACGGUGAAUGUGCAUGUAAUAUCGCAGAUCUCUGUUCGAGAAAUAAUUUGCGUAGGUGAAAUAUGACAAUUAAUUAUUACCGUCGAAUGAAUUUCUAGAUUUUAUAUUCAUAAAAACGAAUAAACUAAAAUUAUGCUUGAGAUAAAGCAGCUUCGUCACGUACUUUACGAACGAUAAUGGGUUCCUCCGGUUGUAUUUGGAAACUGCAUUAACGACCAGUAGUUUUACCAUCCAGACUAUCUACUCUCUACGGUUUUAAGAUACAUCUAGCGAUUGUGCUUCGGAAAAUGACAGAAACGGAGAAAGAAACGAAAGGCUCGCACUCGUCGAAAACCUUUCUACCCUAGCAUGAAUACACGAGUAUGUAACCGGUACUUCCGCUAUUAUUGUAUAUUGAAUAUAAAAAAUUCAGUACAAUAGAUAUAGUUCAAUAUAUCUAUGAUAAUAAGCAUAGAUAGAGACCAUAUAGGAUAAAAUGAGAAGGAAUAUUUGUCAUGCUUUUCACUUGGGGGUGUUUGAACGAUCAGCGAAGAGGGCAGCAUCUACUGGAGCAACUGAAAGCACCAUCUCACAAUUCUACACCACAACCACGAACGAAUCUUAUUGAUUUUCUACUCACAAUCAGUGCUUCCGAACUUCUUUCUGACAAUGAGUGGCAGAGUAUGAAAGCCCAGAUUCCUGCGGUGACCAUUUUUAAGAGGUAGUUUGAUCUACGAGAUUCAGAUUCUCGAGCUUGAGAUAUAAUGAAAUACACUCAUGAUAAAGCGAACGAUUUUUUACUAGAAAAUAGAGAACAAUCCAAAGCCAUUGCCUUCAGAUUUUUCAGGAUUUUUAUGCCAAAAUAGCGGUAGACAAAAUUUGCUCCAAAUCGUUUGAGUGGGUGUUUUCUGAUAUAAUUUAAUGUCGGAUACGCGAAUCCGACUACGAAAUCAGUUUUGGAGCGACAUUCUUGGAAAUAUGCAAUUUUCUCCGCAGCUACGAAUUAGUUUUAUGCUCAUCUCUCCUGUUUUGAUUUUUUAGAAAACGAAUCGUCAGCCUACAAGGCAUCUCGGCCCUACAUCAUAUGUCAUCAGCGUCAUCGUAUGUCCCGAGUAGGCAAUAUAAUAUUAAUUAAUUGUAUUCUACUUAUUUUAACAGCGCGCAUUUUUGCGAUUAAUCAUAUUGAAAAUUUAAUGUGAUUUGACGUAGGAGUAUCGCCCAUGAUAUUAGAACACUGUAAUCAUGAGAAAAAAUUUAUAUGUAAUCUUGAAUUGACUUACCUAUGAUGUGCGUGACGGUAUCCUGAUAUGUAUUUUUGACGAAUCAAUCAUUAAUAAACAUGACUUACUAUCAAUAAA
Messenger RNA from Athalia rosae (coleseed sawfly), 5386 nucleotides. It is a transcript of the gene mib1, whose product is annotated as E3 ubiquitin-protein ligase MIB1. Bases 117 to 3128 code for a protein of 1003 amino acids. Gene Ontology annotation, cellular component: cytoplasm. Gene Ontology annotation, biological process: protein ubiquitination. Gene Ontology annotation, molecular function: protein binding; zinc ion binding; ubiquitin-protein transferase activity. The record is from RefSeq and is a predicted model, not a curated record. The transcript has 15 exons. NCBI's taxonomy places the organism in Eukaryota, Metazoa, Arthropoda, Insecta, Hymenoptera, Athaliidae.